This is a messenger RNA of Rhizoctonia solani, 690 nucleotides long. RefSeq names its product chaperone protein HSP31. Lineage: Eukaryota; Fungi; Basidiomycota; Agaricomycetes; Cantharellales; Ceratobasidiaceae. The coding region runs from base 1 to 690 and encodes 229 amino acids. The transcript is spliced from 7 exons. The record is from RefSeq and is a predicted model, not a curated record.
AUGUUCGCUACCCAACCUCUCACAUCUCCUCUGGUAGCCCAUUAUGCCCUCUGUUCUUUUCGUCUUUACCUCUGCCAACAAGACUUUGACCGGCGCUCAAACCGGAUGGUACCUCCCGGAAGCCGCUCACCCGUAUUACGUUCUCCACGAGAAAUCAAGAUCGAUUUUGCUGCCCCCAACGGACCGAACCCUGAAGUUGACGAAGGCUCGGUCGAGAUGUUCAAGGACGACGAGAGCGUCAAGUUCUUGCAAGACCCAGAGCUCUCGGACGUGAACCCCGCGGAAUACGAUGCUAUUUUCUACGUCGGAGGCCACGGUCCCAUGAUCGACUUGCCCGAAGACCCCAACAACAUCAAGCUUGCCAACGCAUUUUACCAGUCUGGAAAGAUCACGUCUGCUGUUUGUCACGGUCCAGGUGCUCUCGUGGGUGUAACGGAUGCAUCUGGAAAGAGCAUCUUUGAUGGGCGCAACGCAACUGGAUUCUCAGAUGCUGAAGAGGAACAGGUCGGCAAGGUCAAGGACGUGCCUUUCCUCCUUGAGACCCGUAUCAAGGAGCUCGGUGGCAAGUACACCAAAGCAGAGCAAGCUUGGGGUCCCAAGGUUGUCGUUGACGGACAUGUUAUUACUGGACAGAACCCAGCUAGCGCUGCGGGUGUGGGGAAGGCCAUCCUUGAGGCACUGAGCGCAUAA